AACACCAUCACAUCUCUCACGUUCGAACAAGUCAAUAACGACGCAGAUGAGUUGAUCGAGUUGAGAGGAGAAGGCCGUUAUUUUGGAGUGACAGACCCCUCGUCCGGUACCACCGUGAACUCGCAGCAGAGCUUGGGGCCCUUGUGUGCCAACUGCCACAUGAGAGGCCAUAUACGGGCCAAGUGUAAGACUGUGGUCUGUCACAAGUGUGGUGUAGUAGGAGACCAUUAUGAGACCCAGUGCCCCACCACUAUGAUCUGCUCCAGGUGUGGAGAGAAGGGCCACAUGACGGCCAGUUGCACUAGCAAGACCAGAAAGAGACAGUACUGUCGUGACUGUGAUACUUUCAGCCACGGUGAAGAAAACUGCCCCAGCAUUUGGCGGUCCUACUUGACCAAGCCCAACGAUAAAGACGAAACAGAGAGCCUGGUACUUCCCAUAAUAUACUGUUACAAUUGUGCCAGUCCCGAGCAUUAUGGAGAUGAGUGCCCUGAGUCCAGAACGUCUCGUGUGCCCAACUUUGGCAGUGCAUUUAGCGGCAGCAAUCUCCCUAAGAGCGUCAGACCGUUGUACUUCUUGCAGGUGCAAAGAAGCAGUUCCGGUAACAAACGUGAUUAUUAUGGGAAUAAUCCUAGAAAUUUCUCCAGCAAUGACAAGCCUACAAACACGGGCAGAUUGCCACCUAGAGGCCCUGCUGCUGUCAGCUUCAAGAAGUAUGACACAGGCAAACAACCUACAAGAACAGGAUACAUACGGAACCCUAGUCAAGGCAUGAACGGGAACGCUAACCGCAACAACCGCAACAGCUACAACGACAGAAACUACAGCAAUAAUAAUGGGUACACGGGCUUCGGCAGUAGAAACUACUCAAGCCAAAGCAAUUACUCCAACCAGGGCAAUUACUCGCAGUCUAGAUCUAAACCCACCCGUUCGGGGAUGAUCGAGAUGUCGAAGUCUAAAAAGCAAAAGCUGAAAAGU
Messenger RNA from Suhomyces tanzawaensis NRRL Y-17324, 978 nucleotides. Its product is annotated as TRAMP complex RNA-binding subunit. Lineage: Eukaryota; Fungi; Ascomycota; Pichiomycetes; Serinales; Debaryomycetaceae. The annotation marks the transcript as partial. The record is from RefSeq and is a predicted model, not a curated record. Gene Ontology annotation, molecular function: zinc ion binding; nucleic acid binding. Gene Ontology annotation, biological process: polyadenylation-dependent RNA catabolic process. The transcript has a single exon.